Molecule: messenger RNA, 193 nt
Organism: Racocetra fulgida
Lineage: Eukaryota; Fungi; Glomeromycota; Glomeromycetes; Diversisporales; Gigasporaceae
Source: the annotation of a GenBank genome assembly
GAUAAAAAACCCGUUACUAAUAGUCGAGAUACUCAAGAACUGUUUCCUGAAGCCGGACGUGAAAUGUUAAGAAUAUUUUACAAUUAUCGCAGCCAAACAUCAAUAUUAGAUGAUUUCAAGUAUUAUGAAAAACGUCAAGUCGAAAUGGAAAAGGGUGAGGUUGUACCAACAGGUUCCGACGUAUCCUUUGAAC